Messenger RNA from Prunus avium (sweet cherry), 752 nucleotides. The record is from RefSeq and is a predicted model, not a curated record. NCBI's taxonomy places the organism in Eukaryota, Viridiplantae, Streptophyta, Magnoliopsida, Rosales, Rosaceae.
UUGAAGAAACAAACUCUCUCUCUCUCUCUCUCUCUCUCUCUUCAACCUCCUAGCUAGCUAGCUCUCUCCUGGCGCCUGAUCCAAAUUGAAGAGGAAAAAACAUGGAAGGCUUGAUUUUAUUUGUUGGGGUCAUAGGCAACAUCAUCUCAGUGCUAAUGUUCCUUGCUCCUGUUGGAACAUUUUGGAGAAUUGUAAAGCACAGAUCGACGGAGGACUUUGAGAGUCUGCCUUAUGUUUGCACAUUCCUCAACUCCUUCUUGUGGACUUACUAUGGAAUUAUAAGGCCCGCCGGAGGAUUACUUGUGGCCACUGUCAAUGGUUUUGGUGUCGUUGUUGAGAUUAUCUACCUUACUUUGUUUCUAGUAUAUGCCUCAGCAAAGAUGAGGGCAAAGACGGCCAUCUUGAUUGGAACCUUGGAUGUAGGUUUUCUAGCAGCAGCCAUUUUAGCUACCUGGCUGGCAUUGCAGGGAGAGACACGUAUUGAUGCACUAGGGUUCAUUUGUGCAGGCUUAAACAUCAUCAUGUACGGCUCGCCGCUAGUUGCCAUGGUAAGGACACCUAAAUUUUGCUCACUACACCCAUAUUUGGUUUUUAGAUAUAUUUUUUUUUCUCAUUGUCAUGAUAAGAAGAUCGAACCCUUGGUUGGUCCAAUAAUUAAAAUCUGGGUCAACUUCUUUUUUUUAUUUUUUAUUUUAUUAAUUGGUGAGGAGGGAUUCAAAUUAAGACCUUUUUUUGCAAGAAACACCCUCUGA